Messenger RNA from Terrapene triunguis (Three-toed box turtle), 432 nucleotides. It is a transcript of the gene EPGN, whose product is annotated as epithelial mitogen. The transcript is spliced from 5 exons. The record is from RefSeq and is a predicted model, not a curated record. NCBI's taxonomy places the organism in Eukaryota, Metazoa, Chordata, Testudines, Emydidae. Bases 1 to 432 code for a protein of 143 amino acids. Gene Ontology annotation, biological process: positive regulation of mitotic nuclear division; positive regulation of cell population proliferation; epidermal growth factor receptor signaling pathway.
AUGGCAUUUGGAAUGCUAAUAUAUAUUUUGCUAAGAGCAAUGGUAGCGCUGGGUGAAGAGGCCGCUAUUACUGUUUCGUCGCUAACCACAGACAUAUGGAAUAGCUGGGCAAAAAACAACACAGAAGACUACACAGAGGAACCUAUUGCUCUGAAGCUUAUGCAAUCCUGUCUUGAAGAACACAAAAGUUAUUGUAUUAAUGGCCUUUGUGCUUUUCACAGUGAACUCAAGAAACCCAUAUGCAGGUGCCUGACAGGUUACAACGGAGAAAGAUGUGAACACUUGACGUUAAAUUCGUAUGCGCUUAAUUCUUAUGAGCACUAUAUUGCAAUGGGAAUUGGCGCUGGAAUGUUACUGAGUGGGAUCAUUGCUCUAAUCUAUUGCUAUGUAAGAAAGAGGUGCGGGAAGUUGAAAUCACCGUACAAAGUCUGA